This is a messenger RNA of Abrus precatorius (Indian licorice), 933 nucleotides long. Its product is annotated as B3 domain-containing transcription factor VRN1-like. Gene Ontology annotation, molecular function: DNA binding. The coding region runs from base 1 to 933 and encodes 310 amino acids. The record is from RefSeq and is a predicted model, not a curated record. NCBI's taxonomy places the organism in Eukaryota, Viridiplantae, Streptophyta, Magnoliopsida, Fabales, Fabaceae. The transcript is spliced from 4 exons.
AUGACUUCUGGACUUAGCCACGGAGAUGGCUCCCAUGGCAAUACUACAUCAAAGCCAACCCACUUUUUCAGGAUCAUUCUCCCAGAUACCCUUUUGCACGGAAAGCUUAGAAUUCCAGCAAAGUUUGUGAGAAAAUAUGGAGAACACUUAUCCAACACAAUGUUUCUUAAGCUUUCAAACGGUACAGAAUGGAAAGUAAAUUUGGAGAAACGUGAGGGUAAUGUUUGGUUUGAAAAAGGGUGGAAAGAGUUUGUGGAGUGUCACUCUUUAGCCCAUGGGCACUUUUUGGUUUUCAGAUAUGAUGGAACAUCCCAUUUUCAUGUUCUCAUCUUUGAUAUGAGCACCAUGGAAAUAGACUAUCCUGUGAACAAGGUAAAUCGUAAAAGGGCUAGCAACAGUGAAGAAAUUCAACCACAUAAGACACGGAAAACAAAUGGAAAUAACAGAGACGAGAGAAAUUCCAAUUUACAAGGCACUGCUUUUCAUCAAACAUUCAGAGACUACAAAGGAAGGUUGAAGAAUUCAAAUGAAAUGAAGAGAAACAUUGAUCUGCAUACUGAAAGGUCAGCUAUUAGUAAAUGUGUAGCUCGUGAAGCUGCACGCGAUACUUCCUUCACAAUGAUAAUAAAAUCAUGCCACCUAAAUAGGAAAAGCUUGUAUCUGCCAAAGGGGUCACUAAAGGGCUACAUCAAACCUGGUGUACAAAAUGUUAUGCUGCUGGUUGGGAAUAAAUCUUGGACGGUUACUUUGAUCCAUUACCAAAAUAAAUCAACGAGCUACUUUUCAGCAAAUUGGUCAGCAUUUGCAAGGGAAAACAAUUUAGAAAAAGGAGAUGCUUGCUUGUUCCAGGGCCUCAACAAUGGUGAUGACAUAGUGAUGAAGGUUUCCAUUUCUAAACGCUCUUCUGUUAAGCCAGAAGUGGUAUUAACCUAA